Cantharellus anzutake is the source of this 957-nucleotide messenger RNA. RefSeq lists its product as uncharacterized. The record is from RefSeq and is a predicted model, not a curated record. The transcript has a single exon. Bases 382 to 876 code for a protein of 164 amino acids. Lineage: Eukaryota; Fungi; Basidiomycota; Agaricomycetes; Cantharellales; Hydnaceae.
AUUUGCUUGGGAACUUCGUCUCACCCGUCAUCUCUCUUAUCUCUGUGUUCCUACACACAUUGAAUCGACGCUGGAUAUCCAUAAUAUGCGCAGCCACGUUUUUCUUGGCUGUUUUCUGCAUCAUAAUACGUGCUUCAAUGCUCUCUAUUGCCACUCCAGGUUGAGCGAUCUUGUGCAAUUGGCUCAUCCGAUCUUGGCGACCAAGCCUGCAUUGCACCCUUUGGUGGGACCCAUAUCUGUGUCUGCUACUUGGUUUCUCCCAUUAUUGAGUCCGACACUGUGGGCCCAUGCUCUGUUGCGUGCAUGCCAGUGCUUCCAUGCCAAUAGUCGCUGGUGACCCCCUUGCAAUUGAACGCGUUCUCACGCGUUCUUCACUCAUUGAUGCCAAUAUUUUGGGCCAACCGACAUGAAAGGAUGCAAACCAGAUGUGUUAUCAUGGCGUUGCCCAAUGCGCUGUUGCAAAGCCCGCGCUGGUGCCUGACCAAAAAGUGUGCCUACCACUAUGCUCUUAACUUUUCUCCCCCUCCCAUUUCCUUCUACUCGGUGAGGUACAGGGAGUUCUGGAACCCCGUGGGCCGGGUUUCACGGAUGAGCAAACUAUGUGUUCCCUGCCAUUCACCUCAUCAUUUGCUUUGCGAUCUACCCGCCACAUUUACCCCACUGAUUAUUAUAUCUUUGAAACCGACUUGCUCUUGGGACCUACACCAGCCCCACAGACUCAUCUCUGCAAGGGUGGCUUUCUCCUGUGUUCAAGCGCGGGGUUUAUCCCGCACCCUCAGUAUAGCCUUGGGGCACUAUUUCUCCGACACACGCAAUGACAAGCACCAGUUAUGCAUGUAUUACUAUAUAGUACAAUGCCAAAUGAAUAUAUUAUGAUUCACUAUUAAAACAAGCGGGGUUACCUAUCAAUAACUUCCAGGGCACCCCGUCAGUAUGACCCCGUCAGACUGCGCAUAU